AUGGAAGAAUGGGACUACGUGAGAAUUGCAAUUGCGAUUGCUAUUAUUUUUUCCUUCAUCUCAGCGUAUUUAUCAGCACUGCAUGUAAAAUUGCUGCGCGACGUAUUUUCUUAUCAUCUGUUUGAAUCUGCUUUUACUUAUCCUAAACUGUGCAAAAUCCCCAAGAAGUGAACGCUUUUUAAAAACCUUUUUCCUCCAAUAGGUAUUGCAUUUUACAAGCAAAUCCAAGUAGAAAUUCCAAGAAGUUCGCAUUUUCUUUUCCUUUCAAUUGAGCUGUUAAUUCUUUGAAAUAGUAACGAAAUUAUUACAGAUUAUUGUGACUUUGAAAAAUUUAAUAUUGCAUAUGCAAUUUUAAUUGGGUUUGGCUGCACGUCAGUUAUGCUUAUUUUGUAUUUUAUUUAUUUACCUAUAUUUUUUAAAGCGUUUCAGAGAACUUCUGAUCUUCAAUAUAUCGAACCAUCAAGCUCGGCCUUAACAAGAAAUUUUUCUUAUGACUGAUUCAGUAUUUUUUUAUGCUUAAUUUUAACUGGAAUUACAGUGUGAAGUAUUUGGCUUGCAAGAUCGAUAAAAACUGCAGACUUGCAAGUCGUUUAUUUGCAGUUCCUAAUAGGGAUUGGAAUAAGCUAUUUAAUGAGGUUUAUUUGCUGGCUGAUUUUAAGUAUGUUCAAAAUGACAUGCUAUCAAGAAAUUCCUCACACUGUAUAUAGCUUGACGGCUAAGGAUAUCAAAAGAUAUCGCAGAAGGCCAGUCUUGAAAGAAGACCCUUUAAGAUUGCUAGAUAUAUCUCAAGAUCAAACCUACUUUGAUGAUUUAGACAACUCAAAAGUGCCACUUAAUUCUUGCCAAACUCCAGUUAGAAGCAUUUCUAUGGAUACAAGUAAUAUGUCAAUCGAUCAAAGCUUCCAGAUCGAGUUUCAGGAUUUUAGUAUUGUUUGCGAAGAUGAAGACCCAGUUAACUUGAUCACUUUAGAAGCUAUAUUGUAAUUGCCCGAGGAUGGCGCAAGAUAGCGCCAUCCUCGGGCAAUUUAAAAAAUGGCCCCACACGGGAAUUGAACCCAUGUGUGGGGCCAUUUUUGGUACGUGGAAGUCGAUGUUCUCCACAUACCAAAAAUGGCCCCACACGUGGGUUCGAUUCCCGUGUGUGGGGCCAUUUUUGAAUUGCCCGAGGAUGGCGCAAGAUAGUGCCAUCCUCGGGCAAUUACUAUACCUCCUGAUAGUAAUCGUGAAGAUAAAGUUGAAAACCCAGCAAAUACUCUUGUCAGUCUAUUUGAAGUGGCGGAAGAGAUAGUUGUGCCUUCUGUUGAAAUAAUUGAGCCUCAUAUUUCUCCAGAAAAUCUAAAUGAAAAUAAAGAAAAUACAAAUCUUGAAAAAAUAGAAGAAACUGAAGAAGAAACAAAGAAAACAGAAGAAGAAAUAAAGACUACAGAUGAAGAAAUAAAGAGAACAGAAGAAGAAAUAAAGAAAACUGAGGAAGAAACUCAUAAUGAAGAAGAAAAAGAAGUCGAAGAAGAGCCUCCUGAAAAAGUAAAUAAAUUUGCAUAUGGAACAGGAAGCGCAGAAGAUUAUGGAGGCAUGAAAUAUCAGUCAAAAAUUUUUAGCGACGAACAAGAAGUUGUGAUAGACCAUGAUCCUGGGAGAAUUCCAACAACUGCUGAUACAAGCUAUCAAUUUAAUUUUGAUGAUACCAGAAGAGCUGCUGAUAAAUGCAAUCGUUUUGAUAAUUUGCAGCCAAUUCUUCAAGAAAAAUAUAAAAAACUAUCUAAAGAAGUAAUUGAAAAAAGAAAAGCAUUGGCUUCAAUAUGCUUGAUAUUUGGAGAUCUUGUUAGUGAAAAAGAUUCAGAAACUGAUGAAUUUCCACAUUUUGAAACUCCACGCGUAACAGAAGAUGCGACAUUUAAAUUUACAAACCAAAAAUGAAACUUUCAGCCUCCUGUAGCUCCUUCGUCUCCUCAGAGACCUGAAAUUGAUUACUUACAUUUUGGCGGACCUCCUAAUUAUAAGCAAAAAUCACCUCUAGAUGACCCGUCAUCACCACUUCAUCCUGAUCUAGGAAAUCCUAAUUUUGGAGGGCCUCCUAAUUAUCGCCAAAAUGCUUCUGCAGAAAAUCCAUCAUCUCCCUAUCAUGGAGAAGCUGGAGAUAUGCAUUUUGCUGGUCCUCCCUCUUACAAACAAAGCAUGCCCGAAGACGAAGAACUUCCUGCUUUUAUCGAUGAUCAGCGCCCUUCAUUUUCAAUUGCAACUGUGCCUUGGAGAAACCCGCCAGCACUGCAUGAUUCUGAAAGCAACAAAAUGAUGUUGCCACCACUUCCUAAUGAGCCAGCUCAUCGAAAAAUUAAGAAAAAGCCAGUUUUUGAGCCUAGAGCCCACAGUCACAGCCCAUAUGAUUAGAUUAGAUUAGAUUAAUUAGCAAGCGGGUCACGGAGGUUUAUUUCAGCCUCUACCCAGCGCUGCCAGCUUCAGGCUCGCGCCCUAUGCACCGGCUCUGUAGCUCACUCCAUUUUCUGUCGACGUCACCAAAAAAUGGUGACGUCGCUAUCUAACAGGGAGACUCACCCAGGUGCUCCUUGAUCAGGGGUCUAGUGACCCGGCGCCGUCCUUUCCGGGGAGGGAGAAAAGUAGCCUCCCGGAGUCUCCUUCAGGUCCCCGAAGGUCCCCACAUAAGAUCUUCCUCACUUCCCUUCUAAUCCUGAAGUUUGACUCCUGAUACAUCGGCUCUGGUCUUCUUGUCUUUGUGAGAGGUAAAAAACCUUGUCGUGGUGUCCCGACCAAGGUAAAAAACCCACCCUGGACACAAUAUCCAGGCCCCGUUUACUUCUUAAACCCGUAGUCCCUGAGGGUACAGGAGAAGGACGGGUCGGGUGGCUCGCCAUUUUAAUUGUGUCAGCUCAUAUGAAGAAAAGUUGGUGAAAAUGCUGACUCCUCCUAUCCGUUAGCAACAAAAAAAAUUUUGUUCGCUUAUAGAAUAGGGUCAAUUUUUUUUAAAAAAAUUUAUACUAAAAUUUUUUUCGUAUUUUUGAAAAUAUCCGAAUCUGCAAAAAUUGGAAAGCGAAAAUUAAUUUAAUUUUUAAAAUUUAUGUUUUAAUAUGCAAUCGUUUUACAUUCAAUAGAAUAGAUUAUCAACAAUUUAAAAACAUUUUUGUUCACAUUUUUAUCCAAAAAUAUAGAUUAUUCAAAGAUUUUUCUCGCUCACUCUGGAGAGGGAGUAAGCAGAGAAAAGCCAUUAUCGAGGAAAAGGAAUGCAAGCAGCGUUGAUUUAUUGAGAUCGCAUGACAAAAUGAAAGAAGCAAGAGAAGCUUAUGGAAGUUCGAGGCCAGGCUCUGUAAUCAGCCAUAUUUCUACUGUAGCUGGAACUGUCAGAUCUUUGGCAAGGUCAGAAAGCAGGCCAGGGCUUCAAUCUCUGCCAAGAAAUAAGAGCAGAGCUGGAAUUAAGCUUAACUCAAGCAAAAGCACGCGUAACUUAAGAUAA
Molecule: messenger RNA, 3466 nt
Organism: Blepharisma stoltei
Lineage: Eukaryota; Ciliophora; Heterotrichea; Heterotrichida; Blepharismidae
Source: the annotation of a GenBank genome assembly